CUUACAUAAAGCAUCUCCAUACAUUCUCAAAAGCAUUGAAAUAUAAUCAAACAUUCAUCCCCAAAGGAAUGAAAAGAUAACACCAUCCUCAGCAAUAGCAACUACAAGGAGUAUCAUCUAAACUCAUGCAUGAAAAGUUGUCCUUAGUUCAUUACCAUGUUCUUGCUGUUUUCAUACUAUGUUCUUUCCUUUAUUGGGUUUCUGUUGGUUAACUCAGUUUCAUUGCCUCCAUCAGCCAUAUACCUUAUUGAAUUCCGCCAUAGCCUCCCCAAACAUUCUCAGCAUCUCCUGCUAUGGAACGAGUCCAAUUCACCUUCCUCACCUUGCCAAUGGCCAGGAGUUCAUUGCUAUCCCAAGAACAGCUUUCAAGUCAAGGUCUUAAACCUCUCAGGCUUUGGACUCUCUGGUGUCUUGAACAACUCGAUUUCCCAUCUCUGCCACCAUAAACGUUUGCUCUCUCUUGACCUCAGUGGCAACAGUUUUAGUGGUGAAAUCCCCCUGCUGCUUGGAAACUGUGCUCAACUAAAUACCAUUCUUCUCAACGACAAUGACUUCAGAGGGCCAAUCCCACCUGAGCUUUUCGGAUCAAAGCGGCUUUCACGGCUUGAUUUGGGAUAUAAUUCUCUCUCUGGUAAUAUUCCUCCUGAGGUAAGCUUCUGCACCAAUCUCGAAUACUUGGGAUUGUACAAUAAUUAUCUGAGAGGAGAGAUUCCAAGUGAGAUAUUCUCUCUACCAGCUUUGAAGUAUCUUUAUUUGCACACAAACAACUUCACCGGUUCUUUACCAGAUUUUUCCCCUUCCUGUGCAAUAUCUGAUCUUUGGAUUCAUCAAAAUGCCUUUUCUGGAUCUUUGCCUUAUACUUUUAGCAAUUGCCACAACCUUACUACGCUUAUUGCAUCUUAUAACAACUUUGGAGGGGUUAUUUCAUUAGAGAUCUUCGAGGGUCUUUUGCAACUUGAGAUUCUCUAUCUUGAUGAAAACAAUCUUGAAGGGGAAAUACCGGAGACUUUGUGGGGCCUUGAAAGAUUGCAAGAGCUUGUUCUUUCCGGGAACAAGCUGAAUGGAAGUAUACCUGAAAGAAUUGCUCAAUGCCAUUUGCUAGCAGUUAUUGCCCUCUCAAGUAAUAAGCUGGUGGGUCAGAUUCCUCAUUCAAUUGGAGAUUUAAAAUAUUUGAACAAUUUGUUCCUCUUUGAUAACAUGCUUGAUGGCUCACUACCUCCUCAGCUUGGAAACUGCACUUCACUUGUUGAACUUAAGCUUCAGAAUAACUUCAUCGGAGGGACAAUUCCUCCAGAAAUUUGCAAUCUAGAAAAUCUUGAGGUCCUUUUUCUGUUCAAUAAUCUUAUCAGAGGCCAUAUUCCUCUACAGAUUGGUAGAAUGAGUAGUCUUAUGGAGUUGGCUCUGUAUAACAAUAACUUGACUGGUAGAAUCCCACUAGGAAUAACCCAUUUGAAAAAGCUCACAUUCCUGUCCUUAGCUCAUAAUAAUCUCUCUGGAGAGUUGCCAUCGGAGCUUGGCAAGGAUAAUUCUCCUGGUCUACUUAAAUUGGAUUUAACUGGGAAUAAGCUAUAUGGACCAAUCCCUUCUAGUAUAUGUAUAGGCAAUAAUCUUUCAGUUUUGGCAUUAGGGAACAACCAUUUUAAUGGAAGUUUUCCAGUUGGCAUUGAAAAAUGCUCUUCUCUUAGAAGGGUGAUCAUUAGUAACAAUCUCUUGCAAGGGACUAUACCGGCUGAUUUGGGUAAUAACUCUGGAAUUUCUUUCUUAGAAGUUCGAGGCAACUUGCUUCAAGGAACAAUACCUCCAAUGUUGGGACAUUGGAGCAAUUUAUCCAUGCUUGAUUUUGCAGAUAAUAGAUUUUCUGGAACUAUACCUCUGGAGCUUGGUAAACUAGAGGCUCUACAAGUUUUGAGACUUUCUUCAAAUAGGUUGGCUGGAAUGAUCCCUUCUGAGCUGGGACAUUGCACGGAAUUGAUUGAACUGGACCUCAGCAAGAACGAUCUUUCAGGAAGCAUUCCUUUAAAGAUCAUCUCAGUUGCAAAAAUGCAAAGUCUUCACCUUGAAGAGAACAAAUUCAGUGGAAUUAUUCCUGACACUUUCUCUUCCCCUCAUAGUCUGUUUGAGCUGCAGCUUGGAAGCAACAUAUUAGAAGGCCCUAUUCCUUGCAGUUUGGGUAAACUUCAUCAUUUUAGUUCAAUUCUCAAUUUGAGCAAUAAUAGGCUCUCUGGUAAUAUCCCACAAUGCCUGGGCAAUCUAGACAAGUUGCAAAUUCUUGACCUAUCAAGUAAUGGUUUCUCUGGUGAAAUACCAACUGCACUAAACAGUAUGAUCUCCCUUACCUUUGUGAACAUAUCGUUCAAUACCCUCUCUGGAAAACUCCCUUCUGCUUGGUUGAAGUUGGUGGCUUCAUAUCCAGGAUCUUUCCUUGGAAACCCAGGACUUUGCUUGCUUGGUAAUGAAGAAAAGUACUGUGAAGAAGCUAGAAAUGUGGGUAAGAGAGGCCAAGUGCUGUCUGGAGUGAUUGUAGGUGUAGUAAUCUCAGUGUCACUACUCUGUGCUCUAAUUUACAUACUAAUCGCUAGAGGCUUUGGGAAGAAAUCAACUCCUGAUCAGUCUCUCCUUCAUGAUUGUCGAUCAGUAACUGAAGAUUUACCUCAGGACUUACAAUUUGAAGAUAUUAUGCGUGCCACACAAGACCCAAAUGACAAGUAUGUGAUCGGGAGAGGCAAAGAUGGGACAGUCUACCGCACAGAAUCUGCAAACUCCAGAAAGCAUUGGGCAGUCAAGAAGGUGGACUUGUCCAAGACAAGUUUUGUAAUUGAGACAAAGACUUUAAACUUAAUUAGGCAUCGGAAUGUGGUGAGGAUGGCAGGGUAUUGCAUGAAAGAUGGAUAUGGUUACAUUGUCACAGAGUACGUGCCAGGAGGGACCCUUUUUGAUGUACUGCAUAGAAGUGAACCCCAGUUGGUUUUAGACUGGGACACCAGAUAUCGUAUUGCUUUCAGCAUUGCACAAGGCCUUUCUUACCUUCACCAUGACUGUGUGCCACAAGUUAUCCAUCGAGAUAUCAAAUCUGACAACAUUCUACUGGACUCUCAACUGGAACCAAAGAUAGGAGAUUUCGGGAUAGCAAAAUUGGUUAAUGAUUCUGAUCCAAGCUCCACAAGGUCUGCCAUUGUAGGAACAUUAGGCUACAUCGCACCAGAGAAUGCGUAUUCAACUCGGUUGACAGAGAAAUGUGAUGUAUAUAGUUACGGAGUCAUUCUGCUGGAGCUCCUUUGCAGAAGAUUGCCAGUUGACCCUUGCUUUGAAGAAGGCUUGGAUAUUGUCUCCUGGUCAAAGAAGAAGCUGCAGGAAAAUGAUGAGUUCAUUGGCUUCUUUGAUGAGGAAAUCUGUUACUGGGAAAGAGAUGAACAACAAAAGGCAUUGAAGUUGUUGGACUUGGCGCUUGAGUGCACUGAACAAGUGGCGGAUGCAAGACCCUCCAUGAGAGAUGUAGUAGCAUUCCUUAUCAAGUUGAACGAUAAGCAUGCAACCAGUUCAAGUAAUAGACAAAGUUCAAGGUUAUAGAAUUCAAUACAAAAUCUUUUAUCUGUUUUCAUACAGAUUUUCC
Juglans regia (Persian walnut) is the source of this 3610-nucleotide messenger RNA. RefSeq names its product probable leucine-rich repeat receptor-like protein kinase At5g63930. Gene Ontology annotation, molecular function: protein kinase activity; protein binding; ATP binding. The transcript is spliced from 3 exons. Gene Ontology annotation, cellular component: plasma membrane. NCBI's taxonomy places the organism in Eukaryota, Viridiplantae, Streptophyta, Magnoliopsida, Fagales, Juglandaceae. The coding region runs from base 157 to 3567 and encodes 1136 amino acids. The record is from RefSeq and is a predicted model, not a curated record. Gene Ontology annotation, biological process: hormone-mediated signaling pathway; protein phosphorylation.